GGAAAUGUUAGUAAAAAACACAGCCAAAGUUGACCCCUAAAAUAUCAUAUUUUUUAAAACAUUGGCAAAGUUACACAAAACAAGUAAAACUUCCAAACCAUAUUUUUUUAAAUUUUAAGAGUUCUUCUUUCCAAUGCUUUUUAAUGAUCAAAAAUUGGUGCAACCCAACCCCGUUUCAAGGCGGGGUUGGGUUGUAGAGGGUUAAUAAAUGUAUUUUUUUUUUUAAUUUUUGGAUUUUUGCAUGGAAAAUUUUAGAAUUACUGAAUGUUAGAAUUUUUAAAUAUUUUUAUAAAAAAAAUCAGUUUUUUUGAUUUUUUUUCCGCUAAUUAAAAAGCUUAUAAUGUUAAAAAAGCCUAACAUUAAAACAUUAUUUUGAAUCAAGUAACUAUUCAUGAGAAAUAUUAACAAUUCGUGUUGUUUACUUCGAAAAUUUUACAAUUUUAAAGGAUUUAGCCAUGUGGCCAUAUUUUAUAAAAUUUAAACGUUAAGGCUCUGGAAGGCAUCAUUCCGACCUUAACCCACUGUGAAAACAAUUCCUUUUUUUCAUCCGACGAAGUGCCACCCGAGCUGAUAUGCUAAGAAAAUGAUGUUAUUCUCGGUCCGGAAAUCAUAUACUACUUUUUCAGUAAAUUACAACUGGGAACUGUAAUAAAACAUAUAAUUUUGCAAUGAAUAAAAAAAACAACUUCUUUGGGGCAACCCAUACAAAGUUGGCCAUAAAAAAAUUCAAUUUCACUUUGUAGUCGUAAGGUAGUAAAUUCUUCAACAUACUUUGGGGAGUCCCCUGCACCAAAGUGUAAUCUGAAAUCCGAUCCACACCUUGCUCUCCCAGUUCUAAUGAAGUGCCCCUCCGACGUCACGAGUGGAAAGAAACCGAAAGAAAAUCACUCCUAAGGAUUCCCUUCGGCCUGGAGUCACGACUGAAAUGGCUGUGCCGCGCCCACACCACCAGAUUCGUUCAAGUCACGAUGGCGUUCGGUCGGGAAUCGGUCACGUUCAAGGGUUCCGCCGGAUUUCGGCGCAUCUCGGACUCGGAUCUGGAGCAGCAGCAGCGGGCCCGGAUCGUGCUGGCCUCGCAGCAAAAGCAGGAUUUUGAUCGUGACGGCGGUUCCGCCAAGAAGUUGUCGCUGUUUUUUGCCAGUUUGUGCGUGAUUGAUUUGUUCGGGGUGUUCCCGAUCGUGGCGCUGCCAAAGUCGAUCAUUUCCUGCGGGUUGUACGGGAUUCCGUUGGUGCUGUUUGUGAUUACGCUGCAGAUUUAUACGGCGACCGUGUUGGGCCGGUGCUGGGUCAUUGCGGAGAAGAUUGAUCCGGGUAUCGUGGACAAGAAUCGUUAUCCGUACGCGGCGAUUGCGGAGUUUACGUACGGACGCCGGAUGGCCAUGUUUGUGACGGUGCUGCUGGACGCGACCGUUUUCGGGGCGAGCAUUCCGAAUCUGCUGGUGGCCUCGCAGAACAUGCAACUGUUGGGAUCGCGCGUGACCGGUGGAGACUUUGAGUUUUCCUUUUGCUACUGGCUGGUGCUGAUUGGGAUGUUUCUCUGUCCAAUCAUGUGGCUGGGAAGCCCCAAAAAUAUGCGGGCACUGGCCAGCGUUUCGGUGGUGGUUUGCACCAGUGUUGCCAUCCUGACGUGGAUUUCCAUUGGGGAGGACAAAGCCCCGGCCGAAGAGUUUGUCCCGUUCAAGGGAUUGGAGGUGUUGGCGGCGCCUUCUUGGAUUAGGUUGCUCAAAGCGUACGGCAUCAUUGCCUUUCAGUUCGAUAUUCAUCCGAUGUUACUGACGAUCCAGGUGGACAUGGAGAAGAAACGAAAGAUCGGCAAAGCUGUCUUCCUAGGCCUUAUGACAACGUGCGGAUUUUCGGCCAUUACGACCAUGCUGGCGGCCUACCGGUACGGGAUGGAUACGACCAACAAUGUGCUGCAGAUACUGCCGAAAAGUUGGUCACUCUACCUGACGAUCCUGCUGGUCACGUUACAGCUGUGUUUGUCCAGCGCGGUGGGGAAUUCGGCGCUGUUUCAGCACAUCGAAGAUCUGCUGGGAGCUUCGCGAGACUUCUCCCUCAAACGCUGCGUCAUCCGGUCGGUGCUCGUCUGGUCGGCGGUCCUCAUCGCCGAACUCCUGCCCCGCUUCGAUGUCGUCAUGGGGAUCAUCGGCGGCACGCUCACCGGUCCGCUGAUCUUCAUUCUGCCGCCACUGUUCUACCAGAAGAUGACCAAGCUGGAGCAGAUCUACUACCAGGAGAUGGGCCGCAUCCAGAGCCGGAACGCCGCCGGGGACGAUGACGAUCCGUUGAUUCCGCCGAGUCCGUACGGUGCGAUCGAGCGACGCGAGAGGACGAGUUCGAUGGAUGGGUCGGAGAACGGGGAGUUUUACGCGCGACUUUGCGAAUGGAUCGAUAGGUUUUGCCGGUUUCUGUACAGCGAUUGUAUUUUGUCGAUUGUGGUUAUUGGGUUUGGCAUUGGGGCCACCCUGGUUUCGACGUACUACAACCUGUUUGACGUGAAGGACAUCGGGACGAUGUUCUGGAAGUCGUGCGCGUCCAAUAUUACGAUCGCCAGUGAUUUGUAAGGUAGUUUUGGAGCGGAAUAAAGAGGAUUUCUCACAUUUUCUAACUAAUCAAGCAACUUUAGCUUGGUUCUGUUUUAAAAUUUGGUGCUUUUAUUACAAAAUGAGCAGUCUUUUGUAGGCGCUGAGUUUAUGUUUUUUUGUUUUAUAAAUCUCUAAAAUAUCUUGUGUUUUCUUACUGUUUCGGCCAAAAGUUAAAAAGAAAUAAAAGUUUGAAUCACUUUC
Molecule: messenger RNA, 2786 nt
Organism: Culex pipiens pallens (northern house mosquito)
Lineage: Eukaryota; Metazoa; Arthropoda; Insecta; Diptera; Culicidae
Gene: mah
Exons: 2
Coding region: 969-2564 (531 amino acids)
Source: RefSeq, a predicted model, not a curated record